Lemur catta (Ring-tailed lemur) is the source of this 3386-nucleotide messenger RNA. It is a transcript of the gene SYT14, whose product is annotated as synaptotagmin 14. The transcript has 6 exons. The record is from RefSeq and is a predicted model, not a curated record. Lineage: Eukaryota; Metazoa; Chordata; Mammalia; Primates; Lemuridae. The coding region runs from base 1 to 2541 and encodes 846 amino acids.
AUGGCAUUUUUCAAAAAUUUUCAGCAGAAUCUGCCUUCAGUGUUCUCUCUGGUAGACACAAUCAGUAGUGCUGUAGAAGAUUUGACCACUGCUGUUGGGGAGGUCAGCUAUUCUUUAACUGACUCAGUUGCUGAGCAGGUAACAAGUUUGAUAAAUGGGUUUCGCCCAGAAGAGGAAAGCUCUGCAACAGAAGAAGCUGCAGAUACUUCUAAACAAAACAAUGCCAUGUUAAUAGAAGUCUCCCAAAACACUAAUUGUCAGAAAACACAAUCCAGUUUAGAGCACAGAGCAAAACAAAUAAAUUCUUAUAAUACUUUGGUUUCACAAAAGCAAGAUCAUGGAAUGCCUGAAGAAAGAGUAUUUAAACAUAUUAAUGAUAGGCAACAGACUCUAUCAGAAUAUCAAGAAACUGAUAAUACUGGUGAUUCUUCUUUGAAAGGCCAGAUGAGUAAUGGUGGGAUAUCAGUUAUCAAACAGAAUACAAGAGCUGGAUCUACUUGUCAAGAACUUGAAAGUACUGACAGAUGUGAAAAAAUUGGAUUAGGAAUCUCCAAUAAUGGUAAGAAUGGUUUAAAGGAGGUAAGAUACCGAGAAAUGAAAGGAAAUCAGAAGAAUUCCAAUGGGAUAAACAUGUAUGAGCAAAAGAAAUGCAUUGAUACAGAUAAUCAUAAACUAGAAGAAUACAGUAAGUCUCAACAUGUAUUUUUGGGAGGAGAUCAAGAGAAAAUAGGGCAUUUCAAUAAAUAUAAACAUCUUACUCAUUUAGGACAUUCUGAUCAUUUAAAGAAAGCUGAAAAACAUAUUAAAAAUAAAGGAUUUACAGGGAAUGAGUGUUCAGGAAAUGAAUAUUCUACAAAAGAUACUUGGACAAGCAAUAGACAUAUGAUACAGAAAUCUUUUAUGAAAGAAGAUACACAUCCAGCAUCAUCGAGUAAUUGUAAAGAUGAAUUACCUGGAAAAAUCAAGGAACAAAUAAAUCCAGCAAAACACUACAAAGCAAAAGGAGAAAUAGAAAAAAAGAAAAAUGAAGCCAUUUCUGCCAAGAAAAGAACAGCAAAGAGUAAAGAUGAAAAAUAUUCUAAGAUAAUACCAGAAAAAGAUAAUUCCUACAUGGACAAAGAUGAGCAUGGCUCAUCCUCUGAAAGUGAAGAUGAAGCACUGGGUAAAUAUCAUGAGGCCUUAUCCAGAACACACAAUUCCAGACUACCAUUGGCAGAUUCUAGACAAAAGAACUACGCUUGGGAAACAAGACAAAAAUACAGUCCUCUGUCUGCAGAGUAUGAUGGAUACAGUAGUGAAGCAUCAAUAGAUGAAGGAAACUGCAUUCAGAGAAUGAGAAGAACACCCCCGCUGGAUGAACUGCAGCCACCACCGUAUCAGGAUGACAGUGGUUCUCCCCAUCUGUCAUGUACACCCUCAGAAAUUGGGGACAGUAAAUGUGAGUUUUCCCACUGCAGCAACAGUCCACGAUGCUCAUAUAACAAGUGCCCAAGUGAAGGAAGCACAGGUCAUGAAAUAGAAAGUUUUCAUAAUAAAGGAUAUGAAGAAGAUGUUCCAAGUGACAGCACUGCAGUCCUGAGCCCUGAAGAUAUAUCAGCUCAAGGAUCAUCUUCACAGCUUCCUAAACCUUUUGAUCCUGUGCCAGAAGCUAAAUAUGGCACACUGGAUGUGACUUUUGACUAUGACUCACAAGAACAGAAGCUUCUGGUAACAGUGACAGCUGUCACAGACAUCCCAACUUAUAACAGGACAGGUGGCAACUCAUGGCAAGUACACCUUGUUCUUCUACCUAUAAAGAAACAGAGAGCAAAAACCAGCAUCCAGAGAGGACCAUGCCCUGUCUUCACAGAAACAUUUAAAUUUAAUCAUGUUGAAUCUGAGAUGAUUGGAAAUUAUGCAGUUCGGUUUAGACUGUAUGGUGUACAUCGCAUGAAAAAAGAAAAGAUUGUGGGGGAAAAGAUUUUUUAUUUAACAAAAUUGAAUCUUCAAGGGAAAAUGUCAUUGCCUGUGAUAUUGGAACCUUCUUACAAUCAUUCUGGCUGUGACUCCCAAAUGAGCAUGUCAGAAAUGUCCUGUAGUGAAAGUACCUCCUCGUGUCAGUCUCUUGAACACGGCUCAGUUCCAGAAAUUCUCAUUGGCCUGCUUUAUAAUGCCACAACUGGAAGACUAUCAGCAGAAGUGAUAAAAGGCAGCCACUUCAAAAACUUGGCAGCAAACAGACCACCCAAUACAUAUGUUAAGUUAACUCUACUGAAUUCCAUGGGUCAAGAGAUGUCCAAAUGCAAGACAUCCAUCCGCAGAGGGCAGCCAAACCCAGUAUACAAGGAAACUUUUGUUUUUCAAGUGGCCCUAUUUCAACUUUCUGAUGUGACACUCAUACUGUCAGUGUAUAACAAACGCAGCAUGAAAAGAAAAGAGAUGAUAGGCUGGAUUUCUUUAGGUCUGAACAGCUCUGGAGAAGAAGAACUCAAUCACUGGACUGAAAUGAAAGAGUCGAAAGGACAGCAAGUAUGUAGAUGGCACGCCUUACUAGAGUCCUGAUGAGUAGGAUAAGCAGCAGUUGUGAUCCAAGGCAGCAUAUUUCUGAUCGCCACAGUACCUACCGUUUCUACCUAGUCACCAUUAGAAGACCUAUUCUUUGAAGAAUCAUAUUCAACAUUCUACCAACAUGCUUUCAGUUUUGUGGAAAGAACAGCUAAUACUGACAUAAAUGAAGAAGAGAUAUGUCUCUGGUAGAGCUUGUUUGGGAAACCAAGAAACUUCCAUCAUCACUGUUAAACUAACAAUCCUCCAGAGAUUCAAUAACAUGUUUUUGAUUUGAAGUUAAUUUUAAUUUAGCAAAAGAGCCAGUAAUUUCAUAAAAACAAUCACAGUUAAAAGUGAUUUUAAAGAUCAGAAGUUUAGUUGCAACACUCUUUUAGUAUCACCCUACAUGUUAUUUAUAAAACAUUUUGACUGGCCGGUCCCUGGUGUUUAUAAUGUUCUUAAAUAUGAAAAAGUAGUUCUCCAACCAACUGGUCUUAGUUCUCCAAGUCGUAUAUACUGGUGAAGGUUUCGGUCAGAUGGAAAAUUGUGUUAUUUCAAAUAUGUUCCCUUUGUGCACUUAGUUUCAUUGUGCCUCAGUUCUUCUCAGUAGCACUAAAUCUAAGUGCAAAUGAGUAUUCAUUUUCAUACAGGAAUUUUAAAAAUAUGUUAUUUUUUAAAAUGUUCAUUUUCUUCAUUUGCCUCUGCUUUUGCCUGAUCCAAAGAGACCAAGUCACUGUACUGGUCCCUUGCAAGUCUUUUAGACAGGUUGUACUGUAGAACUACGUAACUUUCUGUUGAAAGCACUUCCUGUAUUCUUGUAUUCCAAUGUAGGAAGCUAAUAGAGCAGGACUUUACUUUAA